Coccinella septempunctata (seven-spotted ladybird) is the source of this 1454-nucleotide messenger RNA. Its product is annotated as dehydrogenase/reductase SDR family member on chromosome X. Bases 290 to 1351 code for a protein of 353 amino acids. Lineage: Eukaryota; Metazoa; Arthropoda; Insecta; Coleoptera; Coccinellidae. The record is from RefSeq and is a predicted model, not a curated record. The transcript is spliced from 6 exons.
AGUUUAACAAUUGAUGUUAGUGGAAAUCAUAUAAUUCUGUUACUUCAAUUUCCACUUAUGCUAAGAAAUCUAAUUAUCAUUUAUUCAAAUCCGCAAGAAUAUUGAGAACGUCAGAUCGAUCUCGUGAGUACUACGUAUACAACCGGAGCAGUAAAGGAGAAAGUUCCUACUAGUGAAAGUCAAAGGCAUCUUAGUUUAGUAGUAUUAGAGAAAUGAGCAGGAAAUUCGCUUUUCGAGAAAUUUUUUAAUGAUGUUAUAUUGUGCUAUGUUUUAAAUCAAAGUGUGAAAAAUGAUUAUAAUAUGCGGAUGUCUUGUUAUAAUCAUAGCUACUGCUAUUGCAAUAGUGAGAUCAAAAAAACCAAUGGAUUUGAUAAUGGCAGAGGCGAAAUAUGAAAUGAUGUACAAUGCAAUGGGUUCUCGCGCCCUUUUACAAGAUUGGAUGAUGCGUAAGGACAACAAAACAGAUUUAUUGCCACAGCCUGGUAAAAUAGCCGUUAUAACAGGUGGUGCCAGAGGGAUUGGAGCUGAAGUUGUUAAAAUGCUUAUGAAAUGUGAUAUUACAGUUGUUAUUGGAUGUAGAAAUGUUCAAGCAGCCGAGAUGAUGCUCAAGAAGUACAGAGAUGAAGGACUAGACAAAGGGGAUAUUGAUGCAUUUCAGUUAGACAUAAGUUAUUUAGAUUCUGUUAGGAAUUUCGCCGCCACAGUCACGGAAAAAUAUCCUAAAAUUAAUUAUUUAAUCAAUAACGCUGGGAUAAUGUUUGGACCACGUAUAGAAACAAGAGAUGGAUAUGAAUCACAAUUUGCAACAAACUAUUUAGGUCAUUUUCUCCUGACUCACUUAUUAUUUGACUCCCUCAAAAAAGCAGGAGAUGCAAAAUGCAACAGCAGGAUUGUGAAUGUUUCUUCAUGUGCACAUUUAGCAGGUGCAAUUAAUUUCGAUGAUAUCAAUUAUCGAUCAAGAUAUAUCACCUCAGAAGCUUAUGCACAAUCAAAAUUGGCACAAAUACUUUUUACUAAUUAUCUUUACACGUUAUGCAAAAACGAAGGACAUCACAUACAAUUGCAUUCUAUACAUCCUGGCAUUGUGAACACUGAACUUUUUGAUGGUACAAAUUUGAAGAAUCUGGCACCUUGGCUACCAAAUUUGAUGUUCAAGAAUCCUGAACAAGGAGCUAUACCAAUUGUGCAUGCUUGCCUAUCACCAGAAUUAGAAGGAAAAGGUGGCACCUACAUUCAUAAUUGUAGAAUUUUUCCAACCAGUGAAUUAGCACAAGAUGAAGAACUGCAAAAAAAAUUAUUCGAUUUCACAAAAACAUUGAUCGGAAUUGAACAUUUUGGGGUAACUACGUAACGAUGGGGGAGCAAUUAAGCUCGUUUUUUAAAUAUCCAUAAAAUUCAUGUAAAAACGCCAAAGUCAAUUUUCCUUGGAAUAAAUACAACUCACAGACUUUCAA